This is a messenger RNA of Camellia sinensis, 2525 nucleotides long. The record is from RefSeq and is a predicted model, not a curated record. Lineage: Eukaryota; Viridiplantae; Streptophyta; Magnoliopsida; Ericales; Theaceae.
UAAACCACCAACCAAUUACCAAAUGAAGAGGAGAAAAGACGUUCAUGUAGUAGUGUAGAAGAGAAAGAAAACAUGGGUUUGCAAUUGGUAAGGGUAAUCCUCUCCGUCGUCCUACUGCUGCUGCUGCUAUGGCCGACAAAAACGUCGGCACUAGUAAAUGCUUCAUUAGCGAAAUACGGUUGUCAAGCGAAGUGCGGAAACAUUAGCAUUCCGUAUCCUUUUGGAAUUGGUCAAAAUUGUUCCUUCGACAGCUGGUACUCUGUAGAAUGCAAAAACAACAUCAAACCUUACUUAACACGCAUCGAUCUUGAGGUGCUGGAAAUUUCAAUAGAUGACAUGGACAGCUAUGUUCAAGUCAACAGUCCAGUAAUAUCUACCAACUGUCCCGAAUCCGAUACUACUGUUAACAACAACGGAAGCACAGCCGGAGACACAGUGACAAGCACGGUGGACUUGAGAAAUAGCCCUUUUGUCUUGUCAACAACAGCCAAUAUAUUCAUGGCCGUCGGGUGCGACAACCAUGCCCUAAUGACGUAUGUGAAUGACAGCACCAUUGCCGGCUGCAUUUCUAUUUGCAACAGUGGUACUCGUACCAGCGGUGGAGGAGGCGGCGACCUAACUAAUAGCUGCUUUGGUGUCAACUGCUGCCUGUCCCCAAUCACAGGGCCGGAUCUCCAGGCCUUCAAGGUAAAUUUGCAAAGCGUGGGUCAAGCUCGUCGUGGUGCUAGUCUUCAACCAUCAUCAUGUAUUAACGCUUUGUUGGUGGAUCAAAACUGGCUCACUGCUUAUUUAACUGACCCAUUUGCUGUCCAAAACAUGAGUCAUGUCCCUGCUGUGCUCAAUUGGGAUUUAUAUCUUAGUGCUGAGAACUACACAUCCUAUCAAAAUUUUUAUGAUGCACUUGGAAUCAUCAACCCAUAUAGAACCGUCUGUUACGAAUCGGUGACGAUGCUUUCCAUUUCUAACAGGACUUCCAUUCGUUUCACGUGCCAUUGCGACUACCUCAGCCUAGGAAAUCCUUAUCUUCCCUCUGGAUGCCAAGACAAGUGCUUAUAUGCUAAUAUAACGACACGGUGGUGCGCCUACCAGAGGUCCAAGUCAAGAAUUGCUAUCAUUAGUGUUUGCAGUGGAUCAGUUGGAGCAAUGCUUUUACUUAUUGCUGCUUGGUGGUUGUAUAAAGUAAUGAAGAAAAGAAUCGAUAAGAAACGCAAGGAAAAGUUCUUUAAGAGGAAUGGUGGUUUCUUGCUACAACAACAAUUGUCAUCAACUGAUGGUAAUGUUGAAAAAACCAAACUUUUUAAUGAAAAGGAAUUAGAAAAAGCCACUGAUCAUUACAACGAGGAUCGCAUCCUUGGCCAUGGAGGCCAAGGUACUGUAUAUAAAGGAAUGUUGUCAGAUGGGAGAAUUGUAGCAGUUAAAAAAUCCAAAAUUCUCGAUGAAGGAAAAGUUGAGCAAUUCAUUAAUGAGGUGGUCAUUCUUUCACAAAUCAACCACAGGAAUAUAGUUAUGCUGUUGGGGUGUUGUUUGGAGACAGAAGUGCCUUUACUGGUUUAUGAGUUCAUCUCAAACGGAACACUUUUCCAACAUAUUCAUGAUCCAAAUGUGGAGCUCCCAUUGCUAUGGGAGAUGCGCUUGCGGAUUGCCACAGAAGUAGCAGGAGCUCUUUCCUAUUUGCACUAUGCUGCAUCCAUACCCAUUUAUCAUCGAGACAUUAAGUCAACUAACAUACUUCUGGAUGAUAAAUACAAGGCAAAAGUUUCAGACUUCGGAACUUCAAGAUCAGUUGCAGUUGAUCAAACUCACUUAACUACACUAGUACAGGGGACCUUUGGGUACUUGGAUCCAGAAUACUUCCAAUCCAGCCAAUUUACUGAAAAAAGUGACGUUUACAGUUUUGGAGUUGUUGUUGUUGAGCUUUUAACUGGACAAAAAGCAAUAUCUUCUACCAGAUCCCAAGAAGGUAGGAGUUUGGCUACAUAUUUUAUUCAAUCAAUGGAGGAAAAUCGUUUACUUGAUAUUCUUGAUCCUAAGAUUUUGAAGGAUGGUCGAAGAGAAGAGAUUAUGGUUGUUGCUCACCUUGCAAACAGAUGCCUAAACUUGAAUGGAAAGAAGAGGCCUACAAUGAAAGAAGUGGCCGUUGAGUUGGAAGGAAUUAAAAUGUCACAAGGGGGUAUGACUCAACAAAAUUACGUGGAAGUUGAAUACAAUAAAACUGAUCUUACCGAGGCUUGGGAAAUUGCUUCAAUGUCGACAGGGACAUUUUCUGGUAGUGGCACUAGCACAACUUUACCAUUCGAUGUCCAACCUCUACUACUUAACAAACCAUGAGGUAUACAUUCUUCAUGUCCAUUAGAUGGCUCAUUGGACAAUAUACUAAUGUGUCAACCUAGAUGAGAUAUGCUAGUUAUGCUUUGUUGCUGUUAUCUUCUACCUGUGCAUUUCUUAGUUUCUUGGAUGUAACUCUAUGUACUUCUUAUACUCUGAUUUUUACAUCAAUAUAUUUUUACAUAAAAAAAAAAAAAGAA